AUGCAUCCUCAUCGUCUCACUACUGUGCGCUUCUACAAAAUCUCUGAUGAUGUCCUCAUCGGCAUAUUGGAGCAUCUUGACCCGCCGUCCCUUUGGCGUGCCUGCAAGGCGUUCCGUCGCAUCUACAACAUCGUCAUGGAAUUUCAAGUUCUUCGGUACCGGUUCGAGUUGGCAGUCCUGGGAAUGAAAGACGGCGCGGUGUCUUAUGCUCGUGCACCUCCCAUCGUUCGCGCUCAGCUCCUUUUGAGUUACAAGAAAGACUGGCCAAGGCUCCAAUGGACCCACGAAUCUCAGUUAGAAAUCCCCAUGCCGGCCAUCGCAGGCGUCUCCGACAAAUUUAUCUUUCAAAUACAUAAUCACGGUGUUUUCAAUACCUUGGACCUAUCAGAGCUUCCCUCCUGCAGGACGAAUCGGCCUCCGUCCCAAACGCGUCAUCUCAAGUACACUUUACCACAAAUGGAGGGCUUGGCAGUCGAUGGGUCUCAGGGUCUUCUCGUUACAAGCCACGUUUUCACUCACAAUGGAAAAAUUUGCGUUUCAUUAUCCUUCAAGGAUAUCGGAACCAACAAGAAGCACCGUCACGCGAUUACUCCAUCUUUCGAUGUCUCGACCACAAUCGCUACGCGAGUCAUCGGCGUUAGCACCUUGAUUUGCGGUUCGAAAGUCACCGUUGGUUUGGAUUUCCACGGGGGGAAGACCCUUCGCCUACUGAUGAAUUGGCGUACUCUGGAAGCAAGGUGGCUAGAAGAUCUUGAUAUCUAUUUCGUAGAUGAAAAUCACCUCCUCGGUAUCUGCCAGGAUCGAAAGGCGGGUUCUUACAGCCUGAACUCGUACAGAAUUUACGACGUUGGGAAGAUGUCCAUCGUGAAUCAAUAUGAACUCCCCGAUGCAUGGAAAGGUUAUUCGUAUUUCGCGUUUUCGACCAACGCCUCUCCGAGGACUGACAACGAACCGUCUUCCAAUGCCCUCUUCUACGCUGCCCCUGAGGUUCGCAUGCUUUCCAUCACCGCAAAGAUCCGCCCCGAGCAUACCGCGUGCGAGUGGCUCUUCGUCCGAGAGUCGUUCGUCAAAUAUCCAUCGAGGAAGGGGUUCCUACCCUGGUCGUAUUGGAGCACCUUCUGCAUGGUGAAGGAUUUGCGAAAGUAUGGGCCUUAUAUCCGCGGACCCUUGAUUGCUGGAUCUAGGGCGUUCUUUAUCGAGGUGGAUAGAGUCAAUGGUGGAAGGAGUCGUCUUCAUGCCAUUGACUUUUCACCCUUUCCCGACUCGUAUAGCAAGUCUACCCAAUCUUGGACAUGGAUCGGCUCCCGGGCUUCAUUCACACCGGCAGAGACAUCACGUUCCAUCGCGUUUGAAGGGCUGAUCCUUCAGCAGUUCAGCGUCACGGAAGACAAUCUAAUCUUUUUCCUCGAUGAUGGGCACACAGAUACGAUGAUCGCAAAGGUUAUGACCUUUGGUGCACCACCGAUUCGCAGGGCUGUUUGA
Messenger RNA from Desarmillaria tabescens, 1482 nucleotides. RefSeq lists its product as uncharacterized. The coding region runs from base 1 to 1482 and encodes 493 amino acids. NCBI's taxonomy places the organism in Eukaryota, Fungi, Basidiomycota, Agaricomycetes, Agaricales, Physalacriaceae. The transcript has 5 exons. The record is from RefSeq and is a predicted model, not a curated record.